UCUCCUCCAGCCCGAGCCAUGUCCUGCUACGACCUGUGCCGGCCCUGCGGCCCCACCCCGCUGGCCAACAGCUGCAACGAGCCCUGCGUGCGGCAGUGCCAGGACUCGCGGGUCAUCAUCGAGCCGUCCCCCGUGGUGGUCACCCUGCCCGGGCCCAUCCUCAGCUCCUUCCCCCAGAACACCGCCGUGGGAUCCUCCACCUCCGCCGCCGUGGGCAGCAUCCUCAGCGAGUCUGGGGUCCCCAUCAACUCGGGGGGCUUUGGGCUCUCGGGGCUCUCCGGCCUCGGUGGCCGCUACUGCGGCCGCAGGUGCCUGCCCUGCUAG
Molecule: messenger RNA, 324 nt
Organism: Camarhynchus parvulus
Lineage: Eukaryota; Metazoa; Chordata; Aves; Passeriformes; Thraupidae
Product: feather beta keratin-like
Exons: 1
Coding region: 19-324 (101 amino acids)
Cellular component (GO): intermediate filament
Molecular function (GO): structural constituent of cytoskeleton
Source: RefSeq, a predicted model, not a curated record